GUAGACUUUUGUUUUGUAGGUACCAAGCCAAGACAUGCAAUAAACAAGGCAUUUUUCACAUUUUUGACUGAUGAAAUCGAUUUCCCUACUGGGUAAAUCGAUUUCCCUGCAGCAAUCUUCACCAAAAUCACAUUCUGGACAGCAUGAAAUCGAUUUCCCUCCUGGGUAAAUCGAUUUCCCUAGUGUAUUUUGCGCCAAUUUCUCUUCUGGAACAGAGUGAAAUCGAUUUCCUUCCUGGGUAAAUCGAUUUCCUUCAGGCAAAAUUCAAAAAAUAUAAGGAGGGAAGCUUGACAUCAUUUUGGCACCUUUUUCUUUGAUCAUUUUACCAAUUUUCCACCUCAUCAAAAUUAACUCCUUCAUUAAACCCACUUAAACCUCAUUUUACCUUUUCUUACCAUUUAAACACCACUUUAAUCAUCAAUUAAACACAAGCUAAUUACCAAAGGCCAAAUGACCAAAUUGCCACUACUCUUGCUCCAAUUCUAUAAAUAGAGGCCUUGCCUCUCUCAUUUCUCAAGCUUUGAGAGCCAACAAAUCCCUUGCAAUUUCUCUCCUCAUCCCUACCAAAUUCACCAAAGCUCUUUUUCUUUCAUAAAGUUUGUGAGUCACAUCUUGAACCUCACAAACUUUGAGCUAAGCCACCAUCCAUUUCACUCUUUUUUCUUCAAUUGUUGAGAGAUCAAGAUUUGUGUUGGUGAUUCUUGAAGUAGAUCCAAGUUUGUGCAAGAUUUGUGCAACGCUCGUGCUAAGAAGAAAUGGAAAGUAUCAAACAAGAGAUUCUUGAACUCCGCAAAGAGGUGGUUACUUUGAAGGCUGGUAUGGAGCAUCUGACUGCUCUGGUUGAGGCUCUAGUUGCUGCCCAAGUCAAUCCUCCUAUGAUGGAAGAAAGGAUGGCAAAGGUCUUUCUUGAAACUCUGAACUCGUUCUUUCCCAAGGGGACAGUAGUCAGUACACCUGCUGACUUCCACAGAGAGGUGGGUAUGAAAGCGCUUCUAGAAAAGGAUGUCCGAAAGGAAUGUUUGUUUGAAGAAGGUAACUCAGCUGGUAGUGUGAAGAAGUUUGGUAAUGACUUUUCAAAGAAGAGAAUCAGGGGAGGAAACAAUCAUCAUCAACAUCAUCAUGUUUCCUAUAUCAUUCCUGUAUCCAAUUCAAUUCAUGCAACUCCAGAUUAUCAGCAAAGUACUCGUCAACAAGCUCCUCCACUGAAUGAGCAAAAUCAAUCUCGAAAGCCUAAUUUUGAUCCUAUCCCUAUGACCUACACAGAAUUGUUCCCUGCUCUAAUUCAUAAGAAUUUGGUUCAGACAAGGUCACCACCUCCAAUUCCAGAGAAGAUUCCAUGGUGGUACAAUGCUGAUGUUACUUGCGCUUUUCAUCAGGAUGCUCCCGGACACAGUUUAGAAGAUUGUUGGGCUCUAAAGGUUGAAGUUCAAAGAUUGACUCGUGCUGGUAUUUUGUCUUUCCGAGACAUUGGCCCUGAUGUUCAAGCCAAUUCUUUGCCAAAGCAUGAAUGAAUCACUAUUGAUGGUAGCCUGAAGUUUGAAAGAUGUUUCCUUCAGCACAAACCCAGAUGGAGAAAGCCUUCUCAGUUUUUUUAGUAUUCUUACUGAUUUUCAUUUGUAAUAUUACUUGUUUUUCAAAUGCAUUGUUUGCAUGUAGAAACUUGUUUAUUUUUGAAUGUUAAUGCUAAUGCAACAAUAAUGUUUGUCUUGAAGUAAUCCAUUCGUUUCA
This is a messenger RNA of Vicia villosa (hairy vetch), 1728 nucleotides long. RefSeq lists its product as uncharacterized. The coding region runs from base 756 to 1511 and encodes 251 amino acids. Lineage: Eukaryota; Viridiplantae; Streptophyta; Magnoliopsida; Fabales; Fabaceae. The transcript has 2 exons. The record is from RefSeq and is a predicted model, not a curated record.